AUGAGCGAUGCCCACAGGAGGUCGUGUGCGCAACGCCAAUAUUUUCCAUGCCAUAAGUGCAUGUUAACGACUGAAAAGUUUGGUGCAACAAAGAAUUUGCAAUCCCAUGGUGGAAAGUUGAUGUUUGGCUACUUCAACGUGGGUACUGGACUGAUCAUGGCGAGGAAAAGGCUAUUCAGUGUGAUGAGUGUCCAGAGCAAAGGCCCUACUGAGCCAUCCAAGGUCCCAGACUAUACGAACUGGACCAAGAAGCAGCUGCUCAAGAAAAUCCUGGAACUCGAAGGAAGGGAAGACGAGAUAGAGGAAACGCCUUUGCAGGUAGUACGUCCUCCUAAAGAGAGUACGGAGCUAGAUUUCUCGAAAUAUCACAGCAGGAAGAUAGCCUUGCGGUUCUCGUACUUGGGAUGGAAUUACCAGGGUCUGGCAGUGCAAAGGGAAGCCACCACUUUGCCUACCGUUGAGUUUGAGAUUCUGAAAGCUUUGCACAGAACGAAAAUGAUUAAAAGUUUGACUCCAUCCGAUUGUGACUUUAGUCGAUGCGGCAGGACUGACAAAGGUGUAAGCGCCAUGAACCAAGUGAUAUCUUUGAGAGUGAGAUCCAAGCUGGAUCCCGAGGAACAAAAGGAUCCGCUGAAUGACCCCAAAGAACUGGAUUAUGUGAACAUCCUGAACAAGAUUGUUCCUGACGAUAUCAAGUUCCAUGCUAUAUGUUUGCGUCCUCCAGAGGGCUUCGAUGCCAGGUUCAGCUGUAUUGGUCGCCAUUACAAGUACAUAUUCGAGGGCGAAGGUUUGGACAUUGAGCUAAUGAGAAAGGCUGCGAAAAAGUUUGAGGGAGUGCAUGAUUUUAGGAAUUUUUGCAAAGUGGAUGGAGCCAAGCAAAUAACGAAUUUCGUGAGGAACGUAUUUUCAGCAGAGAUUCUGGAGUUAAAAGGUCAUGACAAUUUGUAUGUGUUUGAUCUUAAGGGAAAGGCCUUCUUGUGGCAUCAAGUUCGUUGUAUGAUGGCUAUUCUUUUUCAGGUGGGUCAAAAGCUGGAGAAUGACUCGAUUAUUGACUACCUUCUCGACAUCGAAAAGUGUCCCAGAAAGCCACUGUACAAUAUGGCUCACGAUAUACCGCUUGUGCUAUAUGACUGCACGUUCCCUGAAAUGGAGUGGAUCGAUUCAGCUGAGGGUAUAAAAGGGAUGAGGUCGAGUUCCAGACUCAAAGCCUUGAAUCACGAUUACAGGUUGAAGAAUCUUAUCUCGGACUUCCAGACGGAGAUCUCCAUCAAGCAUUCCCUGAGCGUUUCACCUGGAAUUGUAUGUGAAAAUGUAGGUGACGGACUGGGCGCUUUCCUUAGAAAGUAUACCCCCAUGAAGGAUAGAUCAACUUCAAAGUCACCGGAAGAACUCAACGAAGCAUGGAGGUUAAAGAAGGGUGAUAAGGAAGAUAGUGACGAAUAA
Kuraishia capsulata CBS 1993 is the source of this 1443-nucleotide messenger RNA. RefSeq lists its product as uncharacterized. The transcript has a single exon. Gene Ontology annotation, cellular component: nucleus; cytoplasm. The record is from RefSeq and is a predicted model, not a curated record. Gene Ontology annotation, molecular function: RNA binding; pseudouridine synthase activity. The coding region runs from base 1 to 1443 and encodes 480 amino acids. Gene Ontology annotation, biological process: mRNA pseudouridine synthesis; tRNA pseudouridine synthesis. NCBI's taxonomy places the organism in Eukaryota, Fungi, Ascomycota, Pichiomycetes, Pichiales, Pichiaceae.